AUGCCACCACGUCGACGAUCAUCUUCCCGACAAAAAAUUGCUGCUGCAAUUGUUCGUUGGACAGGUUCUCAUGAAGAUUACAGUCUUGGCCUUUGUGGAUAUAUAUUACUUAUACUAUCAUAUGCGCUCAUCUGUUUAACCUUUCCAUUUUCACUAACUGUUUGUCUUAAAGUCGUCCAAGAAUAUGAACGAGCUGUUAUGUUUCGACUUGGUCGUAUCCUUGGUGGUGCCAAGGGGCCUGGUCUGUUUAUUAUAGUUCCCUGCGUUGAUGCUUAUACAAAAGUUGAUUUAAGAACCGUGACAUUUGAUGUACCACCACAGGAGAUUUUAACUAAAGAUUCAGUCACUGUUGCCGUCGAUGCUGUGGUUUAUUUCCGAGUAUUCGAUCCUGUUAUUUCUAUUACGAAUGUUGAGGAUGCUCCAAAAAGCACACAAUUGCUUGCGGCUACCAGCUUACGUAAUGUUCUUGGUACUAAAUCUUUACAAGAGAUUCUUUCUGAUCGAGAAUCCAUUGCACAAACAAUGCAGGCUGCUUUGGAUGAAGGUACUGAAUGUUGGGGAGUUCGAGUUGAACGUGUCGAAGUUAAAGAUGUUCGAUUACCUGUUCAACUUCAAAGAGCUAUGGCAGCUGAAGCAGAAGCAGCACGAGAAGCUCGUGCUAAAGUAAUUGCUGCUGAAGGUGAACAAAAGGCAUCUAGAGCAUUAAAAGAUGCUGCUGACGUUAUCAUGCAAUCACCAACAGCUCUUCAACUACGUUAUCUACAAACAUUAACAACAAUUGCAUCAGAAAAAAAUUCAACCAUUGUAUUUCCUAUUCCGGUUGAAUUGAUGCAAGCGGCUAUUGGAAAAUUUCGUUCUUCAUAA
Molecule: messenger RNA, 864 nt
Organism: Adineta steineri
Lineage: Eukaryota; Metazoa; Rotifera; Eurotatoria; Adinetida; Adinetidae
Source: the annotation of a GenBank genome assembly